This is a messenger RNA of Puma concolor (puma), 866 nucleotides long. RefSeq names its product mitochondrial ribosomal protein L9 (gene MRPL9). The record is from RefSeq and is a predicted model, not a curated record. Gene Ontology annotation, biological process: translation. Lineage: Eukaryota; Metazoa; Chordata; Mammalia; Carnivora; Felidae. Gene Ontology annotation, cellular component: ribosome. Gene Ontology annotation, molecular function: structural constituent of ribosome.
AUGGCGGCGGCUGGGGCGUGGGUGCUGCUGCGAGGAGCCGUCCGGGAGCUGCUGCGGCUGCCGCUCGCGGGGGUCGCCCCCGGCCCGGAGCGCGCCUUCAGCCUCUCUCACAGUCGGGGCACGGUCAUCGUGGAGCGCUGGUGGAAGGUACCGUUGGCUGGAGACGGCCGGAAGCCGCGCCUGCACCGGCGACACCGCGUCUACAAGCUGGUAGAGGACACGAAACACGGGCCCAAAGGCAACCUGGAGCUCAUCCUCACCCAGUCGGUGGUAGGACUUGGAGUCCGGGGUGACCUGGUCUCAGUGAAGAAACCUUUGGGCCGGAAUCGACUGUUGCCUCAAGGUCUGGCUGUAUAUGCAUCCCCUGAAAACAAGAAACUCUUUGAAGAGGAGAAAUUGCUGAGACAAGAAGGAAAAUUAGAGAGGAUCCAGACCAGGGCGGGUGAGAUGACAGUGACGUUUCUCAAAAGCUGUCACCUGGAGGUGGGGAUGAAAAACAACGUCAAAUGGGAACUAAACCCUGAAAUAGUUGCCCGCCAUUUCUUCAAAAAUCUUGGUGUUGUGGUCGCCCCACAUGCAUUAAAGUUACCAGAAGAACCCAUUACACAGUGGGGCAAGUACUGGUGUGAGGUGACGGUAAAUGGACUUGACACUGUGAGGGUACCUAUGUCUGUGGUGAACUUUGAGAGGCCCAAGACCAAAAGAUACAAGUACUGGUUAGCCCAACAAGCUGCCAAGGGAAUGGCCCCCACCAGCUCCCAGACUUUCUGAAUCUACUCUCCCUCAAAAUCAGACGAGCAGAAUCAGGGGCCCCUGGAGGGCACAGUCAGUUGAGCAUCUGACUUUAGCUCAGGUCAUGGUCUCUC